AUGGCCUCAAUCAUGCAAAACGCCAACCGCCUGCGCAGAGCCCUUCUCAGCCAUUCCGGCAUCAGCUUCGGCGCAUGGCAGAUGCUACCCGGCGGCAACCUCUCUCGCACCAUAGCGCGAACGGGCUACGAUUGGGUAUGCGUGGACUGUGAGCACGGUAACAUCGCCGACAACCAGAUGCACGAGUCCGUCGCCGCCAUCGCAAGCUGUGGCGUCAGUCCUAUUGUGAGGAUACCAGCCAAUGAGGGGUGGAUGGUGAAGCGCGCACUUGAUUCGGGCGCGCACGGCAUCGUGGUGCCCUUGUUGUAUACGGCUGACGAUGCGAGAAAAUUAGUCCAGAGUGCCAAGUUUCCUCCUGUGGGCCAGAGGGGGUAUGGGAGUCCGUUUUCGAUGGGCGCGUUUGGGGAUCCGUCUGGGUUGGAGUAUUUGCAGCAGGCAAACGAGGCGCUGGUGACGGUUGUGCAGAUUGAGACGAGGGAGGCUUUUGAAGAUGUUGAGGCGAUCGCGAAGGUGGAAGGUAUUGAUGUUCUCCUUGUUGGCCCAUACGAUCUCGGGAACAAUCUCCAUCACCCCAUCACAUCAGGAGAGCCUGAUGUGGAGCUCAAGGCUGCGAUUGAAAAGAUUCGAAAGGCAGCUGUGACCGCGGGGAAGAAAGCAGGCAUAUACUGCAUAUCAGGAGAGCAAGCUAGGAGAUAUGCAGAUCAAGGCUUUCACAUGAUAUCUGUCGUUGCCGAUAUGGUCGCGCUACCCACAUUCAUGGCAGAUUCUCUCGUAAAGGCCAAAGGAUCAUACGGACAUGCAGCAUUGAACAUGGCGAAAGGCGUUGUAUACGGAACUGCCAGCUCUCUAUCGUCCAAGGACAAGGAAGGGAAGAAGUCGUGA
Molecule: messenger RNA, 882 nt
Organism: Endocarpon pusillum Z07020
Lineage: Eukaryota; Fungi; Ascomycota; Eurotiomycetes; Verrucariales; Verrucariaceae
Exons: 3
Coding region: 1-882 (293 amino acids)
Cellular component (GO): cytoplasm
Molecular function (GO): aldehyde-lyase activity
Source: RefSeq, a predicted model, not a curated record